UCUCGAGGUUGCCUCCUCGGGUUGCCCUCCUCCAGGUUGCCCAAGGAGUCAGUGGAUGUGCCCUCCUUGGAGGUGUUCAAGGCCAGCUUGGGUCAGGCCUGGAGCACCUCGGGCUGGUGAGAAGUGUCCCUGCCCUCGGCAGGGGCUGGAGCUGGAUGAGCUUUAAAGGUCCCUUCCCACCUGAACCCUUCCACGACCCUCUGAGUGCUUUGGGCUGGAGCAGACCUUUAAAGCUCAUCCGGUACCACCUCCAGCGCCUUUCCGGGGAACCGAACUUAAAAGAGCUGACAAAGGCUGCGGCUUGCAAGGCCAACUGCUGCUCUGAGCUGAGGCUGGAAGGAGGAGGGAAGGCGGUGGAGGAGUUGGCUGAGAGCACCUCUGGAUGCUGGGGCAGGUUUCUGGAGAAGCAGCCCUCAUGUCCCAGCUGGAUUGCUGAGCCCUUCUGUGGUUCCUGGAGCUGCUGCCCUUGAAAUCAGGAACUGUCUGUAGUGCUUGGUUUGGCAGCCCAGAAACACCCUCCUGGCUGCUGCAUGCAAGUCACUGACGUCCUGGAGACGAUGGGGAUUGGGAAGAACACCACUUCCAAGUCGGUGGAGGCAGGAGGCUCAGCGGAGGGCAAAUACGAGGAGGAGUCCAAGCAUCCAACCUUCUUCACCCUCCCUGUGGUGAUAAAUGGUGGAGCAACCUCCAGUGGUGAUCAGGACACAGAGGACACGGAGCUGAUGGCCAUCUACACCACAGAGAAUGGCAUAGCAGAGAAGAGCUCCCUGGCAGAGACCCUGGACAGCAGUGGCAGUUUGGAUGCCCAGAGAACUGACAUGAUUUACACCAUUGAAGAUGUCCCUCCUUGGUACCUCUGCAUCUUUUUGGGCUUACAGCAUUACCUGACCUGCUUCAGCGGCACCAUCGCGGUGCCCUUCUUGCUGGCCGAUGCCAUGUGUGUUGGGUUUGACCAGUGGGCCACCAGCCAGCUGAUUGGGACCAUUUUCUUCUGCGUGGGCAUCACUACAUUGUUACAAACAACUUUUGGGUGCAGGUUACCCUUGUUCCAAGCGAGUGCUUUUGCCUUCCUAGCACCUGCCAGAGCAAUCCUCUCCCUGGAGAAGUGGAAAUGUAACAGUACAGAUCUAACAGUUACAAACGGAACAGCAGAGCUGCUUCACACUGAGCACAUCUGGUAUCCCAGAAUCCGAGAGAUCCAAGGUGCUAUCAUCAUGUCCUCCCUGAUCGAGGUGGUGAUUGGGCUGCUCGGCCUGCCCGGCGCCCUGCUGCGCUACAUCGGACCCCUCACCAUCACCCCCACCGUGGCCCUCAUCGGCCUCUCAGGCUUCCAGGCUGCUGGAGAGAGAGCAGGCAAACACUGGGGGAUUGCCAUGUUGACUAUUUUCCUGGUCUUGCUGUUCUCCCAGUAUGCCAGGAAUGUCAAAUUCCCCUUACCCAUUUACAAGUCCAAGAAAGGAUGGACAGCAUACAGGCUGCAGCUCUUCAAGAUGUUCCCUAUCAUUUUGGCUAUCUUGGUCUCCUGGCUGCUGUGCUUCAUCUUCACGGUGACAGACGUCUUCCCCCCCGACAGCUCCAAGUACGGCUUCUACGCCCGCACCGACGCGCGCCGAGGGGUGCUGCUGGUAGCUCCCUGGUUCAAGGUUCCCUAUCCCUUUCAGUGGGGGCUGCCAACCAUCUCAGCCGCGGGGGUGAUCGGAAUGCUCAGCGCCGUCGUCGCCAGCAUCAUCGAGUCCAUAGGAGAUUACUAUGCCUGUGCCAGGCUGUCCUGUGCUCCCCCUCCACCCAUCCACGCAAUAAACAGAGGGAUUUUCAUUGAGGGUCUCUCCUGUGUCCUGGAUGGAGUAUUUGGGACAGGGAAUGGAUCCACUUCUUCCAGCCCUAACAUUGGUGUCUUGGGAAUCACAAAGGUGGGGAGCCGCAGAGUCAUCCAGUAUGGGGCAGCCUUCAUGCUGCUGCUGGGCAUGGUUGGCAAGUUCAGUGCCCUCUUCGCCUCGCUGCCCGACCCCGUGCUCGGUGCCCUCUUCUGCACCCUCUUUGGGAUGAUCACAGCUGUGGGUCUGUCCAACCUCCAGUUCAUAGACUUAAAUUCCUCUCGGAACCUCUUUGUGCUUGGAUUUUCCAUCUUCUUUGGACUUGUCCUUCCAAGCUAUCUCAGACAAAAUCCACUGGUCACAGGAAUCACAGGCAUCGAUCAGGUGCUGAACGUCCUGCUCACCACUGCCAUGUUCGUGGGGGGCUGCGUUGCCUUCAUUUUGGAUAACACCAUCCCAGGAAGCCCUGAAGAAAGGGGCAUAAGGAAAUGGAAGAAGGGAGUUGGCAAAGGCAGCAAGUCACUGGAUGGGAUGGAAACCUAUGACCUGCCUUUUGGCAUGAACCUCAUUAAAAAGUACAGAUGCUUCAGCUUCCUGCCCAUCAGCCCAACCUUCCUGGGUUACACAUGGAAAGGCUUCAGGAAAAGCAGCAGCUGCAGGAAUUCAGAUGAAGAUUCAGAAGCUACAGUAUAGCCUUAGCUGAAAUUCUAUUCUCUAGUGGUAGGCAAAAAGAUGUAUUUGCAGUUUCUUGCUGAUUGAGAAGCAUUGGGAAAACACAAACACACACAAAAAAAAUCUAUGUUUUGUAUAUCUGCAUUGAAAUUCUGGAAGCAGAGCUGAGACAGAGGUAAGGAAAAAGGGAAAAGAGGAAACCAGGAGGGAAAAAAAAGGAGUCAAAGAAAAGAAAAAGCUCCAAAGCUUUCCUGCUGUGGGUGGUGGAGGCAGAUCCUGCUGUGUCUAGGGGUAAAUUCCAGCCUUGAAGGCCUCUACAGCUUGUUUGGACAACCUCUGCCAGUGUUUCCCUACCUUCACUGUCAAAAAUUCCUUCCUAAUGCCCAGUUUUAAUCCAGCUUCUUCCAAGGUGGAUUGAGGAUGGAGAUUGGGGCUGAAAUUGAUGAGAGUGAGGGUUGGGAGACACUGGCAUAGGUUGCCCAGGGAGGUUGUGGAGCACAGAAUCACCCAAUGUG
This is a messenger RNA of Pogoniulus pusillus (Red-fronted tinkerbird), 3001 nucleotides long. RefSeq names its product solute carrier family 23 member 2 (gene SLC23A2). Gene Ontology annotation, cellular component: membrane. Lineage: Eukaryota; Metazoa; Chordata; Aves; Piciformes; Lybiidae. The transcript is spliced from 17 exons. Gene Ontology annotation, molecular function: transmembrane transporter activity. The record is from RefSeq and is a predicted model, not a curated record. The coding region runs from base 531 to 2507 and encodes 658 amino acids. Gene Ontology annotation, biological process: transmembrane transport; L-ascorbic acid metabolic process.